AUGGAGAGCGAGCUAAAAAAACCGGACCAAAUGGAGACCGAAAAAAAAAUGGAGUUGAAGAUGGAUAAGCUUAAUCUUUCGUCCUCUUCGGACAGUGAUUCCAGCGACAGCGAGUCGCAAGCGCCCAAAAGUAAAACCAUUACAGACAGAGGUGAGAUUGUGGAAAAAUACUCCACCUUUAUCAAUGUGGAGCCCAUGAAGAAAGGUCCCAAGACCACCAGAGAUAGAUCAAAUCGUGCCACAGUGGAACAAGUCUUGGACCCGCGGACCAUGCGUUUUCUUGCCAAGAUCAUCAAUAAAGGCAUCAUCUCGCGCAUCAAUGGAUGCAUCAGCACAGGCAAAGAAGCGAAUGUGUAUCAUGGCGACCAUGAAGACCCUGCAAUCUCCACCAGAGAGUAUGCGGUGAAAAUCUACAAGACAUCGAUUUUGGUGUUCAAAGACAGAGAACGGUACGUGGAUGGAGAAUUCCGGUUCCGCAAUACCAAGAACCAGAGCAAUCCGAGAAAAAUGGUCAAGGUGUGGGCCGAAAAAGAGUUCCGUAACUUGAAAAGAUUGUACAUGAACGGUAUCCCAUGCCCAGAGCCCGUCGAACUCAGAUCCCAUGUUUUGGUGAUGGAAUAUUUGACAAAGGGAAACGCCCAGCCUUCACCAAAAUUGAGAGACCACCCUUUCAAGGACAUCAAUGAAAUUGUGCAUUACUACCAGCAAAUGUUGUUCUACAUGAGAAGAAUGUACCAGACAUGUCGACUCGUGCAUGCGGACUUGAGUGAGUACAACUCCAUUGUUCACCAGGACAAGUUAUACAUUAUUGAUGUGUCUCAAUCUGUGGAACCAGAGCAUCCUAUGGCACUCGAUUUUUUACGGAUGGACAUCAAGAAUGUCAACGAUUUUUUCUCACGCAAGAACAUCAAUGUCUACCCUGAAAGGUUGCUCUUUAAGUACAUCACAGAAAACAACUACAAUCUUGGCUUAACCGACGAUAGUGACGAGCUGUUGGGUAAGUAUUUGGAGGCCCUACCUUUGAAAAGUGAGCUUGACGAGUCUAAUUUGGAAGACGAGGUUUUCCGGUCGUUGCAUUUGGUUAGGUCGCUUAACCAUUUGGAAGAGAGGGACUUUGAGAAGUUUGCAGAGGGAAAAGUUGACACACUCACGGAUCUCGUGGUGCAAGGAGAGCAACAAGAGACGGAUUCGGAGGAAGAGUCAUCGGAAGAACUGAGCGAUGAUUCCGGGAGCGACGAAGAAAGCGAAGACGAAAAACCUGCCAAAGAAUGGGUUGAGAGAGAUCUGGUUUUGAAGGGGAAGAAGCACGAGGACAAGGAAAGCAAGAAAUUGCGCAAGAGCGAGGCCAAAGCGGCCAAGGCCGAGAAACGGAAAACGAAAAUGAAGAAACACGUUAAAAAGAAGUUGGUGAACAAGCGGAAGACGCCUUAG
Molecule: messenger RNA, 1431 nt
Organism: Clavispora lusitaniae ATCC 42720
Lineage: Eukaryota; Fungi; Ascomycota; Pichiomycetes; Serinales; Metschnikowiaceae
Product: protein kinase
Biological process (GO): maturation of SSU-rRNA
Cellular component (GO): cytosol; preribosome, small subunit precursor
Molecular function (GO): ATP binding; protein serine/threonine kinase activity
Source: RefSeq, a predicted model, not a curated record